UUUCGCUGUUUCCACUAAUCGUGCAUGAAUCAAUCUCUAACUCGUUCAAGAAAUGGCCGAGGCACUCGUCAACCUCCUUGUUGAACAAUUGGGUUCAGUAGUUUUCCACCAGACUAGUGAAGGGGUGAAACUGAUUUUGAAUGCUAAGAAGGACGUUAACAAGUUCAGAAGCACCCUCAAACUUAUCCAGAAUGUGCUUGACGAUGCUGAGAAGAAGCAAGUGUCGGAUCCCGCUGUGAGAGACUGGUUGGAUCAGCUCAAAGACGUGUCGUACAAGAUGGAUGACGUGCUCGACGCUUGGAACACUGAGACUGGGAAACGAGAAGCUGAUGAGAAACAAGAAACACAAGGUUCUGAUGUGGAGGUACGUUUCUCAUUUCGUUCCAAUUGCUUCUGUCUUGCCCAAUUGAAUGAGGUAACUCAUCGUUACAAGAUUGGUAGUGCAAUAAAAGAUCUGAAUGAAGAGUUAACUCAGAUUUACGUUGACAAAAACAAGUUUAGCUUGCAAUCCACCAUGCCUGCUGCUGUAGUUAAUGUUGAACAACCUAAUCCACGGCCUAUAACUUCAUCUUUCGUCGAUAUAUCGACCAUAUAUGGGCGAGAAGUUGAAAAGGAGAGGUUGGUGAGUGAGCUGUUAAGGAAGACGAGGCCCGGCCUUGUCAUCCCCGUUGUAGGGAUGGGGGGAGUGGGGAAAACAAGUCUUACCCAAUUAGUCUAUAAUGAUGCACGAGUUCAAGCCCAUUUUGGUAUCAAAGCAUGGGUUUGUGUCUCAGACCCUUUUGAUGUCAUAAAGAUUGCAAAAGAAAUCCUUGAACAUGUCAGUGGAAUAAAAUCUCAAGAUAGUUCAAAUUUGUUGGAGAAAUUAUUAGAAAACGUCGAAAAACAUAUCAAGGACAAGAAGAUUCUUCUUGUUCUAGAUGAUGUGUGGACGGAAGACCAAACAGAGUGGGAGAGUUUAAGGUUACCAGUACUAAUGCAAAGCUGUGCUAAAGGCAGUAGAAUUCUGGUGACCACUCGAAAGCAGGAGGUUGCUCAAAUGAUGAGAGCAACCGGUGACAUGAUCACUUUGGGGAAGUUGAGUGAUUUAGAUUCUUUGGACCUAUUCAAUAGUAUUGCAUUUCUGGAUAGGGAACAAGAUAAGUCCAACAAGGUGUUUGGAGAUAUUGCUGAGAAAAUUGUUAGAAAAUGUGACGGUUUGCCUCUUGUUCUGAAGACUUUAGGUAGUCUCCUAUUGCAUAAGCUGACAAUUAGAGAAUGGGAAGAAGUUCUCUAUAGUGAGAUAUGGAAGGUAAAAGUGGUUGAAGAAAAAGUUUUUCGACCAUUAUUACUGAGUUAUUAUGAUUUGGCUCCGGAGAUUAAGAGUUGUCUUCUGUAUUGUGCUACUUAUCCCAAAGAUUUUGAGUUCAACAAAGAAAUUCUUAUCGAGCAGUGGAUGUCACAAGGCUAUCUGAAUAUUGGAAAAAACAGAGAAGAGGCAACACAAGGUAGAGAAGUUUUUACCAAGUUAGUAAUGCGAUGUUUCUUUCAAGAUUUCAGUCAAAAUGCACUUACCAAAGAAAUUAUAGGCUGCAAAAUGCAUGAUACUGUGCAUGAUUUUGUACAAUAUCUUACCCAGAAUGAGUGUCUUACUAUGGAGGCUACGGGUACCGAUGGAACAGAGACAUCGAGUGCAAAUGAUAGGAUUCGCCAUUUGAGCUUAAUGUCAGCACCCGAGGGUCCAUUUCCAUCUUUGAUAUCAAAAUUAGCGAAUAGCAAAAUUUUGCGUACCCUGGCAACUUUUGGUUCAAGAAUUACUGCCAUAGACUCAGAUUUGGUUGCACACUUGAAAUGCCUAAGGACCUUGAAUUUGAGUCACAACGGCAUCGAGCAAUUGCCAGAAGAGAUUGGUGAUUUGAUACAUUUGAGAUAUCUUGAUGUGUCUGGUAAUGAUAAUUUGAGGAGAUUACCCGCCAACGUGUGUAACUUGUACAAUUUGCAAUCUUUGAGGCUUGAUGACUGCCAGUACCUUGAAGAGUUGCCCGACAAUAUGGGGAAGUUGAUUAACUUGAAGCACCUUCAUGUUGAUUAUAGGCUGAAUUACUUACCGAAAGGGAUUAGGCGUCUAAGGAAUUUGCGAACACUAGACGGGAGCCCAUCUGUUUAUUGUAGUGAAGAUGCCGAAGCAUUGACAUUAGGAGAUCUGAGAAUGAUGAAUCAGCUUCGCCGUCUUAACAUCCGUUUUGACAGGUUUGGGGAAAAUGCUGCAAGUGAGGUCGAGAAAGCAGAAUUGAGUCAAAAAGUACAUCUUUCUCAUUUAGAACUUGCUUAUCAGAAUGCCCGACUCGACAUCGACGCAGAAGCUGGAGUAAUGAAUGCCUCGCGACCACAUGAAAAUUUGGACUCUUUGGUAAUUUGGUGGUACUAUGGCUCCAUCUGGCCCAAUUGGAUGAUGACGUCGUAUUUAAGCAGAUUGACAGUCUUUCAUCUUUGUGAAAGCGGCUCCUCUGUUUUGCCUCCUCUCGGGAAACUACCGUCUCUUAAAGUAGUAAAGCUAAUUACCAUGUUUCAUCUGGAAGAGAUCGGAGCUGAAUUUUACGGAGUAGAAGAAGAAACAUCAUCAUCAUCAUCCUUCCCAAGUUUGGAAACACUCUUUCUUGGCGGAUUGUGGAGUUUAGAAAAGUGGGAAUUAGGUGGAAAGGCAGGAGAUUCUUCUAAUUCCCAAAUGAAAUCAAUUUCAAUAAUGCCACGCCUUUCUUCCUUGCAUAUUGUGGAUUGUCCUAAACUAAAACGACUGCCAGACUUCCUCCUGCAAAAUGCACCACUGCAGAAUCUUCUCAUCGAAAAUUGUGAGAGCCUUGCUGCCAGCCUUCCUGACGAGUUCAUCUCUCGCAUCCCAAACGUCAAAAUUAGUGGAACCAUUUCCAAAGGAAGAAAAAUAGAUACUGAAUAGUGACAGCAUUCAGAUAUUCUGGUUUGAACAGCCUCCAAUAGAUUGCCCAAGACAUGAUGACACUCAGGUAAUAUAUCAUUUUGACUGAUUGAUGUGCUUUUCAUGAUUCUGCCUAAAUAUAGGCUAAGGUGAAGCAUUACUGACUCAGAACGAAAUUAAAUUUUGAAGUGGUCCACUUGGAGCUGAUUGAUGAGGUUCUACAAAUGGAGCAAAGGACUUGUCUGAAGCAGUGACGCACUGGCCAGGAGAACUGUCUAGUAUCCUUUCAUCCAUUUGAUCAGUGGAUGAAGCUUACCUAAACAAGCAUGGAUGAUGGAAGAGAGGGGAAGAGUGGAUGUGACCCAAACUGAGCUGAUUCAAAUUCAACCAAAGGACAAAUGAUGUGGGGGAUGCUCAAUGAGGGUUGCGGCUCAAAACAGCUUGGACAUGGUGAAAUCCUGAUUGCUCAAUGAGCUGCGUUCUGGAAUCUAUUAAUCGACUGACCAAUGUAGGUGGUAUUAGAGAUUUACCUGGGUGUUCAACCCUGCCUCAAGUUUUCAGUUGCUGGAUAUAUCCCAAGACAUGGUGAACCUCCGGCUAAACUGAGCAUAACUGAUUCUGAAUAGUUGUCCAGUUGGGAGCUGAUUAAUGAGGUUUUACAAAUGGAGCAAAGGAGAAUUGUCAAGCAGUGAUACACCAUUUCUGAAAUUGUCUUGGAUCGUCGCAUCCAUUUGACUAUUGAUUUGCUUUUCACAAUUCUGCCAGAAAUAUAGGACUUGUCUGAAGCAGUGAUGCACUAGCAAAGGAGAACUGUCUUGUACUCUUUGAUCCAUUUGAUCAGCGGAUGAGGCUUACCUAAACUAGCAUGGAAGAGAGGGGAAGAGUGGAUGUGACCCAAACUGAGCUUAUUCAAAUUCAACCAGAGGACAAACGUAGGGGAUGUUCAAUGAGGGUUGCGGCUCAAAUUCAGGAGAGGAUCACAACUGAGAGGAAGAACAGCAUGACACGGGCUUCAUCAGCAAAGGAACAGUAAGCUGAAGUCACAAAGGCUGCAAGGUUUCGGUUUCUUCUUUCACAAGAAGAGGGGACUUGUUCUAGUAGUACUAGGAUUGUGAAGAACCUACAGAUUAUUUAGAGAGAGAUGCUUCCCUAAGAGAUUUUACUUUGAGAGGAAUGCUUGUGAGGUUUUUCUUGGGUGUAAUUGGGGCUCUCUAUUGAGAGGGGUUGAGAGGAGUGAGAUUACCUAGAGUGGUUUAUGAUUGUAACCUUUUUUAUUAGUCGAAUCAUCAUUAUCAUGGUCGCCCGAGGAUGUAGGCAAUUUGGCCGAACCUCGUUAAAUUAUUGUGUUAUUGUCA
Rosa chinensis is the source of this 4263-nucleotide messenger RNA. RefSeq names its product putative disease resistance protein RGA3. Gene Ontology annotation, biological process: defense response to other organism. NCBI's taxonomy places the organism in Eukaryota, Viridiplantae, Streptophyta, Magnoliopsida, Rosales, Rosaceae. Gene Ontology annotation, molecular function: protein binding; ADP binding. The record is from RefSeq and is a predicted model, not a curated record. The transcript has 10 exons. Bases 53 to 2929 code for a protein of 958 amino acids.